GAAGAUGAAAGAAUGCAUGGGUAAGACUUCUUGUGAGUUCUGGCACUCAACAUUUACUAAGAAAUGCUCAUGGGGCAUUCAGAAUGGGACCACAAACGAGGGCCACGAGGAUCACAGUCUUCAGGAACCAGCAUCACUGUGGACAUUGCCGUGAUGGGAGAGGCUCACGGCCUCAUCACUGACCUCCUGGCAGACCCAUCUCUGCCCCCCAACGUGUGCACGUCAUUGAGGGCAGUGAGCAACCUCCUCAGCACGCAACUCACCAUCCAGGCCAUUCACAAGCCCAGGGUGAACCCCAUCGUGUCCUUCAGUGAAAACUACACCUGCUCUGAUUCUGAAGAAAGCUCUGAAAAAGACAAGCUGGCUAUUCCCAAGCGCCUGAGGAGGAGCUUGCCCCCCGGUUUGCUGAGACGAGUUUCAUCGACCUGGACCACCACCACUUCUGCCACAGGCCUGCCCACUUUGGAGCCUGCCCCUGUCCGGAGGGACCGAAGUGCCAGCAUCAAGCUGCAUGAAGCACCUUCAUCCAGUGCUAUUAAUCCAGAUUCUUGGAAAAACCCAGUGAUGAUGACUCUCACCAAAAGCAGAUCCUUCACUUCAUCCUACGCUGUUUCUGCCUCUAACCAUGUAAAGGCUAAAAAGCAAAAUCGACCAGGUUCCCUAGUGAAAAUUUCACCUCUUCCCUCACCCUGUUCUUCACCUCUCCACGGGACCCCCGCCAGCAGCCCAGUCAGCAAAAUUUCUGCAGUGCAGUUUCCAGAAUCUUCCGACGCAACUGCCAAAUCAGGCCUAAGUUCUCACCGGGCCUUAACUUACACACAGAGUGCCCCUGAUCUUUCUCCUCAGAUCCUGAAUCCGCCUGUCAUAUGCAGCAGCUGUGGCAGACCAUAUUCCCAAGGGACUUCUGCCGAUGGGCCCCUGGAAAGAAGUGGGGCGGCCAUUCGGACACCAAGCAGAACAGAUGACAUCACUCAAGUUACCUCUGAUUAUGAAACCAAUAACAACAGUGAUAGCAGUGAUAUAGUACAGAACGAAGAUGAGGCCGAGGGCCCCAGAGAGGCUCUGAGGAAGACGUCGGCUGGCAGCACCUAUGCUCCGGAGACCAUGAUGUUCCUGGACAAACCAAUUCUUGCUCCUGAACCUCUUGUCAUGGAUAACUUGGACUCAAUUAUGGAGCAACUGAAUACUUGGAAUUUUCCAAUUUUUGAUUUGGUGGAAAAAAUAGGAAGAAAAUGUGGCCGUAUUCUUAGUCAGGUAUCAUACAGACUUUUUGAAGACAUGGGCCUCUUUGAAGCUUUUAAAAUUCCAGUUAGGGAAUUCAUGAAUUAUUUUCAUGCUUUGGAGACUGGCUACAGGGAAAUUCCUUACCACAACAGAAUCCAUGCCACGGAUGUCUUACAUGCUGUUUGGUAUCUCACGACACAACCUAUUCCAGGCCUCUCAACUGUGAUUAAUGAUCACGGAUCAGCAAGCGAUUCAGAUUCUGACAGUGGAUUUACACAUGGCCAUAUGGGAUAUGUAUUCUCAAAAAUGUAUAAUGUGCCUGAUGAUAAAUACGGAUGUUUGUCUGGAAAUAUCCCUGCCUUGGAGUUGAUGGCCUUGUAUGUGGCUGCAGCCAUGCAUGACUAUGAUCACCCAGGAAGGACUAAUGCUUUCCUGGUUGCAACGAGCGCCCCUCAGGCGGUGCUCUACAAUGAUCGCUCAGUCCUGGAGAAUCAUCACGCGGCUGCCGCAUGGAACCUUUUCAUGUCCCGGCCAGAUUAUAACUUCUUAGUUAACCUUGACCACGUGGAAUUUAAGCAUUUCCGUUUCCUUGUCAUUGAAGCAAUUCUGGCCACUGACCUGAAGAAGCACUUCGACUUUGUUGCCAAAUUUAAUGCCAAGGUGAAUGAUGAAGUUGGAAUAGAUUGGACCAAUGAAAAUGAUCGUUUACUGGUUUGUCAAAUGUGUAUAAAGUUGGCUGAUAUCAAUGGGCCAGCUAAGAGUAAAGAGCUCCAUCUUCAGUGGACGGAGGGUAUUGUCAAUGAAUUUUAUGAACAGGGUGAUGAAGAGGCCAGCCUUGGGUUACCAAUAAGCCCCUUCAUGGACCGUUCUGCUCCUCAGCUGGCCAACCUUCAGGAAUCCUUCAUCUCGCACAUCGUGGGUCCUCUGUGCAACUCCUACGAUUCAGCAGGACUAAUGCCAGGGAAAUGGGUGGAAGACAGUGAUGAGUCAGGAGACACGGAUGACCCGGAAGAGGAGGAGGAGGAAGCACCAAAUGAAGAGGAAACCUGUGAAAAUAAAGAAUCUCCAAAAGGUUCCAGUGCUGAACAAUUUGGCUCCCAAUACAGGCAUGCUUUAGACCACCUGCGGACUCUAAUCUACGCAAAUUUAUUUGGAAAGAAAAUUUUCAAAAGGAGGAAAGUCUACUGUCAAAUAACUCAGCACCUCCUGCAGAACCACAAGAUGUGGAAGAAGGUCAUUGAGGAGGAGCAGCGGUUGGCGGGCAUAGAGGACCAGUCCCCCCAGCAGCAUCCCUCAGAACAGAUCCAGGCCAUCAGGGAAGAAGAUGAAGAAAAGGGGAAGCAGAAAGGAGAGGAGACCCCAGUCCCAAAGCCAAACCAGUGACAAUGGAUAGAAUGAGCUAUGUUUCCAAACAGAGUUACUUGUCACACAGACUCUUUUCAAGCCAGCACAACACUUAGACACAGCACUGUAGAAAUACAAGAAGAUGGGCAAAUGGCGACGGCAUUUUGGGAUUCUUCGCGUUUUAUGUGUUUAUUUUUACAGUGAGGUACAGGAUUUAAAAAACUGUUGCUCAGAGAAGCUUUCACAUUGUAACACCAGCUUCCAAGGAUUUUUUUUUUUAAAGAAGUAUAUACGUGUGUGUGUAUAUAAGCUCUCACGUAGAUCCAUGUAAAACAUAUUCACAGACACACAUGCAAACACACAGACACUCUGAAAGCUGGGAUUCCUGGCCCCACAGUUUAGUAACGUUCAUAUUAAGAUAUAUAGUGGUCACUGUGAUAUAAUAAAUCAUAAAGAAAAAAAAUGAAGGAAAGCAAAUCACAAAGGAGAUGGUGUGGCUUAGCCCAGAAGCAGUACAGCAAAUGAAGUUAUGACUAAGGAGCGUUUGCUCUUAGUCCUGAGGGAUGAAAGUUCCAGAGCAUUGGUUGAAUUCUGGUACAUCCUGCCAACAUUGUAGGCAUGUGUGUGAGAAAGAAGUGAUGCUCAGGUGUAUGUACGUUUGUGUGCACCUAAAGAGAGAAUUGGCUUUGGUCGUUCACAGCAUGGCUGCAGCAGACAAUUCAGCACAGGUGAACAAACAGGAUGAAGUGUGCUCUGGAGAGUCUCCGCCUCUAUUUGGCUUCAGCUGAAGCCCCUUUGCAGACGGAGGGAAUUAGCAGGAUGAGGGACAGGGCCACAGGUCUGGUUCUCCUGCUGUCACCAGCCUUAAGCCCGGAAGACUGAGGCAAUUUCCGGUCUAGUCGCCGAGUGAAUGUAUAGGAGCCGUUUGUGAGUAUGUCUGUCGUUCACCUGAGAUCAAUUCCCCAUGGAAGGGGAUGGCAUUCUUUACACAGAAACACCUCAGAAGGAGCAGUCGGGUCUUUUCAUCAGGUGAGAAUUCUAAAAGGUGGUCAGAAAAGACCUGGGAAAUGACUCUUCACUGGGCUCUCCCAUGUCUUACUUUGCUGCAAAAUGUGUGGUAGAAAAAGAAAGGAAGGCAAACAGAAACCCACUCUGGGACAGAUGGUGAGAGAUGAAGGGGAAAUUUUUCAACCUAGGGUUUGGUAUUUAUUGACAUAGUGAAAGCCUGAUUCUUGGCGGCUGUUGAAGGUUGGCUUUUAGUUGGCUAAAGUUGCACGGACAACCCUGUUGUAUUCCAUGAGGGGUGUGAUGGGGUGGCUUAUGUCCGCAACCUGGCCCAUUGUCAUGUUUCUUUUGGCAGGGAGGACUCAAGAGGGAUUUGGGGGGGAUUGGGCCUAUCAUUGAAAGUCUUUUUUUGUUUGUUUUUGGUUUAUCUACACUUGUUUAUGCUGUGAGCCAAACCUCUAUUUAAAAAGUUGAUACUCACUUUCAAUAUUUUAUUUCAUAUUAUUAUAUAUUUGUCAUUAAUAGUUACCUUGAUGUAAAUAUAAAGAUUUGUUUGUGUUUCUGUAGAUAGUUAACUUUUUUUUAAAGGGAAAAGGGAAACAAUUUUAUAAAGUUCUAUUUUAAUCACCAUUUUUAUACAUUGUAGCUAUCUCCAAGCCCAGUAAGAGUGAUGGUUCAUUUGCAUGAGGUCUAUGAACACCCACUCAUCUACCUGUUCUAAUUUAAAUAAUCAUCUGAUACAGUUAUUUUAUGCCAAUUAAAUGAGGAUGCUGCAAACAACAUUUUUUCACUAGUAAGUAACUUCGGGUAACUCUUGGAUCCGUGUCUCCCUAGCAAAAGACCAUCUUAAUCCUGAAUGUUUAUAAUCAGUGUCCCUUUCUUCCCAAGAAUUUUUGCUUAUCAUUUUUCCUACAGUACAGUACUAUAGUCAAGCCUGUUCAUCAUCUAAACAACCUUAGCUUCAAGUAAAUCUAGCUUGUAAUUUCUACUUUUUGUUUCUUCUAAAAUCAUAGAAAAGAGUGUUUACACUGAAAAUGCCUUUGUUUCUCAUGAAUGGAUACUCUUCCCUUUUAAAACAAUGAUUAUACAAUAAUCCAUGGCAUUCUUAAAGUAAGGCAAAGAUAGUACAAUCAAAAAUAAAGUUUCAAGGCAACUUUCCCAAUAAGUAGGAAAAUAUGAAAAUGAUCAAAUGGAUGUAGAUUCUACCUAAAUGAGGUUUUUUUUUUUUUUCUGGUUAAUACCAGGUCUUCAUUAUUUAGGACUUACUUUUUUUUGUUCCCCCUUGUAUUGCCUGUCUGUCCCUAUGUUUGCAAAACUUACUGUGAGUCAAAUACAUUUGCCAAGCAAAUUUAACUAUUUUUCUUUCGUUGCAAAUAACAGAAGGAUUUAGAAAAGCACUUAUAUUCACAUACCUCUUGUGUCUAAUUACUUAACAAAGCUAAUCUUUUCCCCUUGCUCCAAAUGCCAUAAAUAUAAAAGUGAAGGGAAAGAAAUAGGUGCUGAGGAGGUUGAAUGGCAGCAAAAUACUUCUGAAUCCAUAACCGUGUAUUGGUGGUUUCAUCAAAGCUCCAAUGUAGGUAACCCCAAGUAGGAGCCAACCUGGCUGCCAGAGCAGAAGUCUAAGCACGUGGCCUGAUUUUCCUUUUGUUUGAAGUACGUGAAAUAAUGAUAGCCAAAGCAGUGAGAACCUCUUCAUUCCAGAAAUGUGCUCAUCAGUCCAGGCAGAUUAACCAUUUGUUCUUCCAAGAUAAAUUGUCCAUGUGUUAAAGCUAAAAGUCAGUUCAAAAAAAGGAAUGGAGAUUCAUCAAGUGUGUGACUUUCAGACACCCCCCACCUAUAUCCCAAAGGAUGCCGAGGGCCGUGAAAAGAUACUUUCUGCUAGUGAUGGUCUCCCUGUCCUUGGUGACAGCAAUAUUACAGUGUUCCCUUCCAGCUCCAAAGCUUACUUCCUGUGGUGCCAGUGUAUUUGUUGCGAUUUACUACAUUUUUAUAUGAGCCUAAUUAUAGGUGCCAUUAGAUAAACUCAGGUCUUACAAAGGAAGGAAUGUCUAGCCCUUAUACAGAGAAGGAGAACUGUAUGGACAGCCAUGAAGUUAAUGGUAGGAAAAGUAGGAAUUGGUGACCUUGAUGCUUGUGGUUGCUCUCUGUUCAGUAAAAGACCAGGUAUACUAAAUGUGUCACCAAUAUCAUUUCCUGCAUGCUGAUAGAAUGUCUUUCUGGUUAUCAAUCUAAGCCAACCCUGAGGAUAUAUUGUUUCCUUGGUGAAAACACCAUGUUAGCAUAUUUUAAAACUAUAAUUUGUUUUGGUAAUUUACAUAAGACCUGGUUUUGCUCUUAGUCGAAAAUGAAGACAGUAGCUCUGUCUAGGGAUUUAUCUAUGUUGGUCUUCAUCUGAGAAGUGAAGGAAUUUCCUCAUAUUAUGUUUAACAAAAUAUCUACUUUCUAAACACAAAAAUCCCCAUUAUGUCUAUUCUGUUUUGAUGGAAUUCCAGAACAAAUCCUAACCAUUGCAGUCCCAGUAAAACUAAAGAUAAGGCAUUGUAUGUCAAGCAGGCUUCAUUGCACGUCUGUAUUGCCAUUUCCUCACGCCCUUGCCUCUCUAAGAUUUGCAGUGUCCCUGUCACCUUCCCAGAGAACUUUCACUGAAGGUAAAAGCUGUGCAAAAGGCAUGAGACUCAGGCCUAUUCUUUGUUUAAAUGAUGAAAAAAUAUAAAUUAUUUUCUAAGUAAUAAAGAUAUGAAAAUUAUCAUUGUAAAUAAAGUCUAAAGUUUGAAACAACUGCUUUAUAAAUGUGAACUAUUUGUGUUAUGGACAACUAGCAAGUGAUGAGUCAAAAAAAACAUUUCUUUUCUGCUUUAGGAGGUAUCUUGGAUGCUUUCAUGUUAGUAUAGGGAUCUCCACUGUCCUUGUCAUUUACGAAAUUUCUAAAAUAAUAGUGAAAGCCACAAUAAGGGUCUUAUAAUCCUACUCUUCCAUUCUAAGUCUGAUUCCUGCUUAAUACUUUUCCUUUUUUCAAACUGGCAGACGACUCCAGUAAAACAGAGUCUGUACACUUUCAUAGUCUAGAGUUAAUAUAAUUCUCCAUGUAAUAAUCAGCUAGUGAAUGUGGGGGAAAAAAAAUCAAUAAAAUUUCAAAUGCUAAUAGCUCACGUCCUGAUAUCUGAGUACUACAAUGUCUAUAUACUCUCAGACCAAACUGAAUUCCUUUCAUCUGCCUUCUGUCCUAAUAUGCAACAGAAUACUGCAUAACCAUUGUCCUAGGUCAUUCAUUUCUCUCAUGAUUUCUCUAUGAAAUAAAAGCAUGACCUUGCUGAUACUGUCUGUCCACCCAAAUGGAACUCUAGACCAGGGUCUUUCCUGGUGAUCCAGUGGUUAAGACCCCAUGCUUCCAAUGCAGGGGGGGCGUGGUAUGGGUUCAUUCCCUGGUCGGCAAAGAAAGAUCCCACGUUCUGCCCUGCAUGACCACACGCUCCCUACCCCCUGCCAAAAUAGAACAAUUGGCCAUUUUAGGUGACAGACAUUCUGGAAUUAAACUAUGUUUAGCAUUUCUAAUCAGAGGGAACUAUACCAGUUUUAGGUCUUAUAUUCAUUUGUUCCUCCAGAAAAUACUCAAAUUCUUAAUGUGAAUUUGGGGAUAAAGUAAUUAACUAUAAGCACUGAGUCAAACUAUAAGCAGUGCAUUAGAUAAUGAAUUUAAAUUGAGGUUUGCAUAAGUAUUUGUGGUUUCUCACUAGUGAGCCAUGGCUUGAGAAGAACAAGGAUGUGUUUUUCAAUCUAUAUUAUGCACCAGAGAUGUUAGCUAAUUUGUGCGGCCAUGUAACAUAUUUCAUUUGUUAAAAUGAUGCUGCUUUUACCUCAUCUGAACUGAUCUUUAUGUUCACACUAUCAAAUCAUUCUAACAGUUGGUUAACAAUGGUGACAAAAAAUAAUUGAACGUUUUGUUGUUAAAUAUGUCUAAAUAUAGAAAACUGAAGAUUAAGGCAUUAUUUAGUUGGUGAAACUCAAUAUCAUGAUCCAAAAAAUACUGAUCUGGUAUAAGUUGUUUUUAUAUUCCAUACGGUAAGACUGUACGGAAUUUUGACACGUGCUUAGGGCUCUUAUGAAUCCAAAUUCCCCAUCUAAAGGCAGCUAGUUAUUUUCCCUGUCAUAAGGUUGAUUAUAUUGAUAGGCUUUGGUAUCAUGGAUUUCUACGUCCCUGAGGAGUUGUGGAGCAAAGAAGAAAAGGCAGGCCUUAUUAUUGAUAAGAAUACUGAAUAUGUCCAUGUUCAGACAAAUUUUCUCAAUUGUUUCACAUUAAGAAGUGAUUCUUUAAUCAUGCACAUAAUUCAAACAAAAAAUUUUUCAAAGAGAAUAAUAUUAAAUCAUCAUACAUACCAUCAAGAAUAUUAAAUUUCAGUAUUUGAAACAAAGCUUUUAAUACUUCUAAUCAAUUAAAAUGAAACCCACAAAAUGAUAUUUCAUAGUGUAGAGAUGCUAAAUGUUUUGAUAUAAUCAGAACUACUAUUAUGUAACAGAAAACUAGAAAAAAAUAUUUAAUUCUUUUUCUAAUACCCUGUAUGCCUCAGGAAGGAAAAUAUUUUAUGAAGAGUCUAAUAAAUACAUGAAAUAGAUAAAAAUAAAUUUAGUUCCCAUAAUUUAAUUAGAUUUAGGGUAUAGAGUCUGAAUUAUCCCAAGAAAGAGAAAUGCAUUAUCUAGCAAUUUGUCGUGGUUUAGGUUGUUUUAAGAUAAAUGUUAGUCACUCAGGCGUGCCCAACUCUGCGACCGCAUGGACUGCAGCCCACCAGGCUCCUCUGUACAUGGGAUUUUCCAGGCAAGGAUACUGGAGUGGAUUGCCAUUUCCUUCUCCAGGGGACCUUCCUGACCCAGGGAUCGAACCAGGGUCUUCUGCGCUGCAGGCAGAUUAUUUACCAACUGAGCUAGGACAGAAGUCCUUGUUUUAAGAUAAAUGAUUUACCAAUGUAGAUUGUAUUUCAUUAAAUUCUAACACAGUUAAGAACCCAAAUGCUUAUCUUCAUUACUGAGAAAAAUUAAAUCUUACUAAUCUUUCACAGAGCAAGCACUGACCAAUCAAUAAACCACACACACUACAUUCAUCUGCCAAGACUGAUCAAAUAGUAGGUUAAAAUUUGAAAUUCACAAAUAUAAAAGUAAUUUAAAAAAUAUUUUUAAAGCAUAAAUGCUUUAAAAUUUUGGUGUCAGUAGAAAUACCCAUUUCAGAUGAAACACACAAAUUCUUUGACCAAAAAAAGUCAAAUUAUAGGGGAAAAGUAUAACUUAUUUCCAAUUUUACUUGUCUAACUCAAAAUCUGUACAGGAAAAAUCCAUCAGAAAUUCUCUUCUCCCAUGAUAAGGAGAAAGAGUACUUUCACCUCGUUUUAAUGCACCACACCUAGUUUCAUCUUACAGCCCAAUGGUACUAAAAACCAAAAAAGAAAAAAAAAAGCGGUGGAUUGGGAGUGAACACUGCCUAAAACUUGAAGGCUCAUCCCAGGACCCCUCUCCAUCUUUUUUGUGGCAAACCAAUUUAGUUCUUAGUCACUCUAGAGCAAAGGGACUUAAUGGAUCCAUAUUUCAACCCUGACUUCUUUCACAGUCAGCACUUACACACACAUUUUGCAAUGUGAACUAGCCCUUAGCUGCUUGAAUACUUUUUGAAGGGAGGGAUUUUUUUUUAAUUCUAGUAAUUUUUCUUGCUAUAUAAUAACAGAAUAUUCAUAUAGUUUAAUGUGAAAUUAAAAGUAAUUAUCUAAAGAUGUUUUCUUUGUGUAUAUCAGUUGUUUUAGUUGAUAGAAUUUUCCAUCACUUUUCUUUUGAGAACUGAUCAUAUUUAUGACUCAAAAAUGCAUAUUAUACCAGAUAUUUCAUUUUAGCUAUGUAUAAGCAUAAUCCAGUACUACAGUAUUUCUAUCUUUAAAUAACAACCCUGACAUACCUAUUUAUCACCUGUCAGUGGAGUUUCAAUGGCUUGACAUUAAGUAUAUAUUUGUUAAUUAGUUUAAAAAAAUCACUAUUUUAAUACUCUGUAAAAUAUAUGCAUGGGAUGUUUUGCUAUAUUUGCUUAACUGGUGCAGUUUUUGCCAUUUAUGAAUGUCAGUUCAUUUCCUAAUACAUUCUCACAGAAGAAUGCAUACCAUUUCUAUUUCAACAAGAAUAGUGUGUUAGUUGACAAGCACUGGAAAUAAAUUAUCUCUAAUUCCAAUUACCCCCUUAUAUUUCUUCCUACAGAUAUUUUUGUCAUACAAAUCACAAAAUGAAAUUGGUGCUCUUUCAGAUAUUCUGAAAUUCACAAUGCAAAAUAAUGAAAACAGGACUCUCCCUGGCUUUUUAUAAUAAUAUUAAGAUAUGCAACUGAAAGAACUUUAAUUCAGAGUAUUUUGGGUUUUGACUGGUUUGGUUAAAUUGAUUUGGGUUUUGGUGUUAAAAUAUGUUGUGAUUCUUGGUGGGGCAGUUGCUCUGAUCAGUCAUUACCUCUUCCUGACAAAAACUUUCAUUGGAAAGUUCAAAUUAGCAUGUCCCAAGUAUUUGUCUCCAUAUUAUUUUUAAACCAGAGAGUAUUGGAUUAAUUUAAUUUAGUAUUCCUAAAAAGCAAUAUUUUCAAAUAACUACCAAAGUAACACUGUAAGGGAUGUCAUUUGUACAUGAUGAUUUUUAACAAUGUAAUGCUCAUCAAUCUUGACCAACCUGAAUAUGUUUGUUAAUAACUUUCCAAAUUUAUCAACUUUUAAAAACAAGAGAAUGAGGCAUUGAACUUAAGUGAUCAUUUCGCAGUUGAAAUAAAUCUUGUCUUCUCACCUGUAUAUUGCACUUAAUAUAUGUAGCAAUACUUUGUAUUGUCCUAUAACAAGUAUUUGUUAAGUGACUUAGUUAAUGACUGAUAAAUGUUUUGUAAAAAGUAGAAUCUGUACAGAAAAAAAAAUUAGAUAAAUUGUAUUUAUUUUUAUUAUUUUUUAGCUUAGACACUAUAAUGAUGCUCCUUUUUGGCCAGAAUUACUGGAAGUGCCUCUUGGUUUUAUAUAUAUAUAUAUAAAUGUUAUAGUAAAUAUAUACUCAAAAUUAUUAGAAUUGUGUCACAGAUGAUUGAUGUGGAUGUUACAAUGUGAAGACAAUGUAUAAUAUAAAUAUUCUGUGGUAUCA
Molecule: messenger RNA, 10707 nt
Organism: Dama dama (fallow deer)
Lineage: Eukaryota; Metazoa; Chordata; Mammalia; Artiodactyla; Cervidae
Gene: PDE3A
Product: phosphodiesterase 3A
Exons: 17
Coding region: 64-2607 (847 amino acids)
Biological process (GO): oocyte maturation; positive regulation of oocyte development
Cellular component (GO): cytosol
Molecular function (GO): 3',5'-cyclic-AMP phosphodiesterase activity
Source: RefSeq, a predicted model, not a curated record